Messenger RNA from Salvia miltiorrhiza (redroot sage), 2194 nucleotides. RefSeq names its product heat shock cognate 70 kDa protein-like. Gene Ontology annotation, biological process: protein refolding; cellular response to unfolded protein. The coding region runs from base 210 to 2051 and encodes 613 amino acids. NCBI's taxonomy places the organism in Eukaryota, Viridiplantae, Streptophyta, Magnoliopsida, Lamiales, Lamiaceae. Gene Ontology annotation, cellular component: cytoplasm. The transcript has 2 exons. Gene Ontology annotation, molecular function: ATP hydrolysis activity; heat shock protein binding; misfolded protein binding. The record is from RefSeq and is a predicted model, not a curated record.
GGAGACAAAUAAAAAUUUGUGUUUGGUUGACUUAGAUAUGCCACUUUAGAAAUAAGUGUAUUUACCAUACUAUUCCUAUUUUUUUGUGGUACAUUACAAGCUUUCCCUCAGAUUUUUUUUACGGGAGAACGGUUUGAAGGGCUUUUUACAGAAGUGUCUGCUUAUUUGUUUUGAUUUUUGAGUUGAAGCGUUGUUUAUCGUUGGCAUCAAUGGCGGGCAAAGGGGAAGGACGUGCGAUCGGGAUCGAUUUGGGAACUACCUACUCGUGCGCGGCGGCAUGGCAGCACGACCGCAUUGAGAUCAUACCGAAUGAUCAGGGCAACCGUACCACGCCGUCUUACGUGGCCUUCACCGACUCCGAGCGUCUCAUCGGAGACGCCGCCAAGAAUCAAGUCGCCAAUAAUCCCACCCGCACUAUUUUCGAUGCAAAGAGGCUGAUCGGCCGCAAAUUCAGUGAUCCAAAGGUUCAGGAUGACAUGGUACACUGGCCAUUCAAGGUCAUUCCUGACCCCACCGAUAGGCCUAUGAUGGUAGUAAACUACAAAGGGGAGGAGAAACAGUUUUCGGCUGAAGAGAUCUCCUCGAUGGUGCUCACCAAGAUGAAGCUUGUUGCCGAGGCUUAUCUUGGAUCAACUGUCAAGAAUGCUGUUGUGACGGUGCCUGCUUAUUUUAACGACUCUCAGCGUAGGGCCACCAAGGAUGCCGGAGCCAUUGCUGGCCUUAACGUUAUGAGAAUCAUCAAUGAGCCUACUGCUGCAGUAAUCGCAUAUGUUCUAGAUAAAAACGCUAUUAGCUAUGAGGGAAAAAAUGUGCUCAUUUUCGACCUUGGUGGUGGCACGUUUGAUGUGUCUUUGGUGACGAUUAAGGGGGGCAUCAUAAAAGUGCAAGCUAUUGCUGGAGAUACUCAUCUUGGAGGCCAGGACUUUGACAAUAGGAUGGUGAAUCAUUUUGUAAAAGAAUUCAAGCAGAAGAAGAAUAAGGACAUUAGUGGGAAUCCAAAAGCUAUUAGGAGAUUGAAGACUGCUUGUGAAAGAGCCAAGAGGUUCCUUUCCUCCGCUUUUGAAACCACAAUUGAGAUUGAAUCAUUGUAUGAGGGGAUUGAUCUCUUUUCGACUAUCACUCGUGCUAAAUUUGGGGAACUUAACAUGGAUUUAUUCAACCAGUGUAUAGAGUUAGUUAAGAUGUGUUUACAGGAUGCAAAGAUGGAGAAGAGCAGCGUGGAUGAGGUGGUGUUGGUCGGGGGGUCGAGUAGAAUUCCAAAGGUGCAGCAGAUGUUGCAGGAGUUGUUCGAUGGAAAAGAGGUGUGCAAGAGCAUUAACCCAGACGAAGCAGUGGCUUAUGGUGCUGCCGCGCUAGCUGCCAUGUUGAGUGGUGAAGGCAAUGAGAAGGUGCAGAAUCUGGUUCUUUUGGAUGUCACUCCGUUGUCGCUUGGUAUUGAAUGUAACGGAGAUUUGAUGAAAAUAAUUAUUCCAAGGAAUACAACCAUCCCUACAAGGAGGGAGGGAUUUUUCACCACAUUAUCUGACAAUCAGACUUUUGUGACGAUUAAAGUGUACGAGGGUGAGAGAACGAGGACGAAAGACAACAAUCUGCUAGGGAAAUUCGUGCUCGAAGGGAUUCCACCGGCACCCAGAGGUGUUCCUAGUAUCAAAGAGUGCAUCGACAUUGACGAAAAUGGUAUCAUGAGUGUGUCAGCGGAGGACAUGGCGACCAGAAACAAGAAGAAGAUCAUCAUCACCAAUGACAGGGGUAGGCUGUCGAAGCAAGAUAUAGAGAAGAUGGUGCAGGAUGCCGACAAGUACAAGUGGGAGGACGACGAGUAUAAGAAGAAGGUUAAUGCGAGGAUUGCUGUGGAGGACUAUGCCUACGGCAUGAGGAACACCAUCAGAUGCGCAGCCAACCUCACAGCAGCAGACAAGAAGAAGAUGGAGGAUGCUUUCAUGUCUUUUAUGCAGUGGUUGGAGUCAAACAAACAUGCAGAGGCUCAUGUUUUCAAAGACAAGAUGAAGGAACUCGAGACCGUUUUCAAACCCAUCAGCACCAAAGAAUGAAACCUGAUGAUUCGCAGUGGCUCUUUUACCUUUUUGUCUAUCAAGAUUUUGUGGAGUUUGUUCUUGUUCCUUUUUUGCCGGUAUGCACUGUAUUAGACUUAAAAAAUUAUCGUUUAUGGUUGCUAAAGUGUGACGAUUUACUA